AUGAAUCAAGCCAACAUUAAUGGUGGAGAACAUCAAAAUGAUCAAAAUGCCGAAUUCAUUAAGAAUAUAAUCGAAGGAAUAGAUCCAUUUACUACAGCACAGUACACCGGAGCUCCACAGCAAACUCCACCUUUACCAGAAAUUGUAUUUUUGGGAUCUUC
Messenger RNA from Dentiscutata erythropus, 161 nucleotides. The record is from the annotation of a GenBank genome assembly. Lineage: Eukaryota; Fungi; Glomeromycota; Glomeromycetes; Diversisporales; Gigasporaceae.